Molecule: messenger RNA, 2401 nt
Organism: Solenopsis invicta (red fire ant)
Lineage: Eukaryota; Metazoa; Arthropoda; Insecta; Hymenoptera; Formicidae
Gene: Sply
Product: sphingosine-1-phosphate lyase
Exons: 9
Coding region: 215-1846 (543 amino acids)
Biological process (GO): carboxylic acid metabolic process; sphingolipid catabolic process
Cellular component (GO): endoplasmic reticulum
Molecular function (GO): pyridoxal phosphate binding; sphinganine-1-phosphate aldolase activity
Source: RefSeq, a predicted model, not a curated record
CAACGUGGAUUCUUGUGAGAUCAGCAGUGCCUCGUGCAGCGUCUGCUUGGUGUUGACGUUCGGAAGAUCUUGCUCCGGAGCGCGCGCUGUUGUUGCAAACAGCGUUCGCAGCAUUAUCUCUGGAGUACGUGAAAAGCGUCGAGUCACUCCAUUCGACCGUUCGGCAGAAAAAAUUGCAAAUAUCCGUUAACAGCCGGCCAAAAUCCAGGAAAAUAUGCGUCUCAAUGUGGAUACUGUACCGGGAGUCAUAAAUCAGGUAUUUCAAAACAAAGAACCAUGGCAAAUAGUGACUAUGACGAGUACAGCCACCCUUGGUAUAAUAUGGCUGUGGACCUUUAUCCAUCAGGAUGAGAGUCUUCUGGAACGUGCCAAGAAACAGCUGUUUAGACUAGCUCGUUAUAUUCCCUCUGUACGUGACAAGAUAAAGGAGGAGCUAGGUAGUGUUAAUGAAAACUUUGAAAAGGAAUUUCUACGCAGAGUCAAGGGCACUACGUUCAUUGUGGAGCUUCCCAAAGAUGGAUUAGAAAUUGAUAACAUAUUGAAUUUAAUAAAUCAAAAUGUUCAUCUAGGUGACUAUGAUUGGAAAGGAGGUCGUGUAUCAGGUGCAGUUUACAGAAGUAAUGACGAGCUCGCAGAACUCAUGGGAAAGGUAUACGCGGCUGCAUCGUAUACCAAUCCAUUACAUCCCGAUGUUUUUCCUGGAAUUUGCAAAAUGGAAGCAGAAGUGGUUAGGAUAGCCUGCCACUUGUUCAAUGGAGACGAAGCAUCUUGUGGAACUAUGACCACGGGGGGUACAGAGUCGAUUUUAUUAGCAUGUAAAGCAUACAGAGAUUAUGCACGUGAUGUCAAAGGGAUAAAAAAGCCAGAGAUGGUGCUGCCAGUCACCGCUCAUGCGGCGUUCGACAAGGCGGCACAAUACUUGAACAUAAGGGUACGCUACGUACCUCUCAACAGGGAUAGCUGCACAGUUUGUAUCCACACUAUGAAAAAGUUAAUUUCGAGAAAUACGAUAAUGUUGGUGGGAUCUGCGCCGAAUUUCCCGUACGGAACGAUGGAUAAUAUAGAAGCCAUAUCUCAAUUGGGGGUAAAAUAUAAUAUACCCGUUCACGUGGAUGCUUGUCUAGGCGGUUUCCUAGCCUGUUUUAUGUCUGACGCUGGUUAUCCCUUGCCACCCUUUGACUUCAGCCUUCCCGGAAUAACUAGUAUAUCAGCUGAUACCCACAAGUAUGGAUAUGCUCCAAAGGGAAGUUCAUUAAUUCUAUAUCGAAACAAAAAAUAUCGUCAUUACCAAUAUACAAUUACAACAGAUUGGCCUGGUGGCAUAUACGGCUCUCCGACGAUAAAUGGAUCUCGAGCCGGUGGUAUCAUAGCCUCUUGCUGGGCCACAUUAAUGUAUUACGGAUAUGACGAAUACGUAAGGUCGACUAAAAGAAUCAUUGAAACUACGAGAUACAUCGAACAUAAGUUGAGAACUAUGGAUGGAAUUUUUAUAUUUGGCGCACCAGCCACAUCUGUCGUUGCAAUUGGCUCCAAGGAUUUCCACAUCUACAGACUGUCGGAAGCUCUUAGCGAUAAAGGCUGGAACUUAAACACGCUACAAUUUCCUUGCGGUAUACACAUAUGCAUUACACAUGUGCAUACUGAACCAGGAGUUGCCGAUCAAUUUUUAGAGGAUGUUCGUACGGAACUGAAAAUAAUUAUGGAAACUCCAGAUACUCCAGUACAAGGAAAGCUUGCAAUGUAUGGAAUGAGUCAAAGUAUUCCAGACCGAAGUGUGGUCGGUGAUCUUACAAAAGGCUUUUUGGAUUCCAUGUAUUUCACCAAAGGAAAUCAAACACAAGAAUGAUUCUACAUCUUCCAGAAAAAAUAUCAAAAACUUUGAUAUAUUAUCAAGAUAAAAAUAUAAAAUGCAUACAUUUUCCACCGACUGAAUAUGAAAUGCUCAAAGAAAUAUGUCGUAUAAAUAAUAUUUUUUUUUAUAUGUAAAUUUAUGUAAGACAUAUGUUAAACAUAUAUUUAAAUUAAUAUUUGUUGGUGAUAUGAGUAUAUUUGUAUUAAUUACAAAAUAAAAGACACCGAAGUGUAAUAGUCUCAAAUUGUCAAAUAAUCAACUAUUAGUGGUUAAUAAAAGUAACCAUGAUAAUUGAUGCAUGGAAUUCACAAUUUUAUUUAUUUAAAAACGUUUUUAAAUUAAUACAAUUGUUAAUUCCAUGCAUCAAUUAUCGCGAUUACUUUUAUUAGCCUAGUAACUGCGGUUAUUAGUGCCUAGAAUUAACAAUUUUAUUAAUUUAAAAACCUUCUAAAAUUAAUAAAAUUGUUAAUUCCAUGCGCCUAUUAUCGCUGUUACUCUUAUUAAUCCACUAAUAUUGAUUACUUGAUAUUUGUAUUAAUUUAUAAAGAA